Messenger RNA from Plasmodium gonderi, 1962 nucleotides. Its product is annotated as tryptophan--tRNA ligase. Gene Ontology annotation, molecular function: ATP binding; tryptophan-tRNA ligase activity. The transcript is spliced from 2 exons. Bases 1 to 1962 code for a protein of 653 amino acids. Gene Ontology annotation, biological process: tryptophanyl-tRNA aminoacylation. The record is from RefSeq and is a predicted model, not a curated record. Gene Ontology annotation, cellular component: cytoplasm. Lineage: Eukaryota; Apicomplexa; Aconoidasida; Haemosporida; Plasmodiidae.
AUGGAUAAACUAAAAAACGUAUACGUGGACUCUGCCUUGAGCAUAAUCAAAGGGGCCCUAUGUAUUAUCCUACAGAUUCCCACUAGUAGGACAACAGAAAGCAUAAAAAGGAAGCAAAGCAACAAUGGAGUGCUAACGGUGAAAUCCAUUUUGAUGGAACCUACGAUAAGUCAGUAUGAUGACAUAAAGAAGUUGAUCAGAAAUAAAAUCCAAGAAGAAGUGCCCUUUUACAACUAUCAAAUGAAUAGAGCCUUUGCAGAAAAUUUUUAUGGAGAUUGUAUAUACGACAAUUUUGGACUUUCAAAGGAUAUAAGUGAAGUGAAUCUCAUAAUAUUAGAAGAAUGGAAUAUAAACUGUAAUAGAAAUAGGGUUUUAAAAAACACAGGAUUUAUAAAAGACAUUCAAAUAAAUCAGUUUAAAUAUUUAACUGCUAAAGAGUCUUUAGAAGUACAUUUUGUUGUGAACCCCAAGUACACCUUUGAAGAAUUGAGUAAUACACAUAAAAGCGAAAAAAGUUUAAAUGAUUUUCUCCUAGCACCCAUUAUAAAAGUGCUAACAGAAGAGCCAAGCAUUAUUAGUAAACAGGAUGAGUCAAAUAAAAAUGAUGAUCUUAUGUACUUACAUGUGGAUGACAUUUUGUCUAAAAAUAAAGUCCUACCACCUUCAGGAGUUGAAAGUAUAAGUUAUGAAAGGUCCAAAGAAGUUACUCCUUGGGACGUAAACAUAACAGAAGAUGGAAUAAAUUAUGACAAAUUAAUUAAAGAAUUUGGGUGCUCCAAAAUUACAGAGAAUCAUGUAAAAAGGAUCGAACAGUUGACGAAUAAAAGAGCACAUCAUUUCAUUAGACGAGAAAUAUUUUUUAGUCAUAGAGAUUUAGAUUUUUUAUUAAAUUAUUAUGAACAGCAUAAAUGUUUUUAUAUCUACACUGGUAGAGGACCCUCUUCAUUAUCAAUGCAUUUAGGUCAUUUGAUUCCAUUUUAUUUCUGUAAGUACUUACAAGACGCUUUUAAUGUACCCUUAGUUAUUCAACUAUCAGAUGAUGAAAAAUUUUUAUUUAAUCAAAAUUAUUCCUUAGAAUACAUUAAUACGUUAACUAAGGAAAAUGUAAAGGACAUAAUUGCAGUAGGGUUGAAUCCAGAAUUAACUUUUAUUUUCAAAAAUACAGAAUAUGCUGGAUAUUUAUAUCCAACUGUUAUAAAUAUACAUAAAAAAACAACAUUAAAUCAAAGUAUGAAUGUGUUUGGUUUUAACCAUUCAGAUAAUAUAGGAAAAAUUUCGUACCCCUCUUUUCAAAUUGCUCCUUGUUUUUCUCAAUGUUUCCCACAUUUUCUUCCAAAAAAUAUUCCGUGUCUAGUUCCACAAGGAAUAGAUCAAGACCCUUAUUUUAGACUUAGUAGAGAUAUAGCUGUGAAGCUGGCCUUACAUAAACCAAUUGUAAUGCAUUCUGUGUUUAUGCCAGGAUUGCAAGGUGUGAAUACCAAGAUGAGUAGCACUAAGAAAAAGGAUGAAAAGGAUAAAAGUGUCACAAGUGGAAAAGAUGGACUGAGUAUGAGUAACGAGAAAGAUGCGAAUGCAAACAACAGCAAAAACAAGGAACAGAACAAUAGUGUUAUAUUUUUAACCGAUUCACCUGAACAGAUUAAAAAUAAAAUUAACAAAUAUGCCUUCAGUGGAGGAGGAGCAACUAUUGAAGAACAUAGAGAAAGAGGUGGAAAUUUAGAAAAAGACAUUUCUUACCAGUAUUUGAGAUAUCUUAUGGAGGAUGAUAAUAAGUUGCAGGAAAUUGGAGAUAAAUAUAAAAAGGGGGAGCUGUUAAGUGGUGAGUUGAAAAAAAUUCUUAUAGACAUUUUAAUCGACCUCAUACAGAAGCACCAGCAAAGGAGACAAUCCAUAACUGAGGAAGAGAUUGCCUAUUUUUUUGAUCCCAAUAAAUCUUCUCUCAGGAAAUUUAAAGGGACGUAA